Molecule: messenger RNA, 1641 nt
Organism: Fusarium oxysporum Fo47
Lineage: Eukaryota; Fungi; Ascomycota; Sordariomycetes; Hypocreales; Nectriaceae
Product: FAD-binding oxidoreductase
Exons: 7
Coding region: 1-1641 (546 amino acids)
Biological process (GO): lactate catabolic process
Cellular component (GO): mitochondrion
Molecular function (GO): D-lactate dehydrogenase (NAD+) activity; FAD binding; D-lactate dehydrogenase (cytochrome) activity
Source: RefSeq, a predicted model, not a curated record
AUGGUUCAGUGGUACGCAUCUCCGGAGCUGCAGUCGCAUCAUGACAAUGCGUUCCGUUCUCGACAGCCAGGGACGAGAAGUCUUCCUCCAGGUCACGAUGAGGUCAGCUUCCAGCGUGUCGUGAAUGAGUUUCGAGCUAUCAUAGGCGACGAAAACGUCAUAAUUGACGAAGACUUGGCCAACUUUCGUGACCCAUAUCCAUUGUUCGAGGAGGGAUUUGAGGCAUCUGCUGGACUAUGCCCAUCAACUGUUGAAGAGAUCCAGGCAAUUCUCAAGAUAACCAACCAACACCAUGUUCCCUUGUGGACAUGCUCGCAAGGAAAGAAUUUCGGCUAUGGCGGGCCUGCUCCUCGAGUUUCAGGGUCCAUGGUGCUCUCUCUUCAUCGGAUGAAGCGCAUUCUAGAAGUCAACGAGAAGCUGGCCUACAUUGUAGUUGAGCCUGGUGUCACCUUUUUUGAUGUUUACAACUACAUUGUGGAGAACAAGCUCGAUCUCUGGGUCUCUGUCCCAGCUCUAGGAUGGGGAAGUGUCGUGGGCAAUACUUUGGACCGUGGUCAUGGUUACACCAUUUCUGGUGACCGCCAGCAUUUUAUUGGCAGUCUGGAGGUUCUUCUAGCCUCGGGAGACAUCCUCAGGACAGGCCAAUGGGCUGUACCAAAUUCCCCCAGCGCACAUGCCUGCCCCAAUAGCUUCGGUCCUCAAAUCGACGGCCUCUUCUUGCAAAGCAACCUGGGCAUCGUGACAAAGAUGGCUGUGGCUCUCGACGUAGCACCUCCGUCUUUCAUGGACGUCAAAAUUCACUGUCCCGAGGUUGAAGACAUUGCGCCCCUCAUCGACACGCUGCAGCAGCUGGACCGUGAGGGCAUCACCCAAAGUCACCACAUGAUCACCAACAUCAACCAUUUUGCCUCGCACGAUGCCCCCAAGCACCAGCAGCAGAGUGUGUCCGGGCCUCUAACCCCAGAGAGCAUAGCUGCGCUGAAGAAAAAGUACAAUACCGGGUACUGGCGAUGUUCGGUGUCUUUCUAUGGGCCUAAACAAAUGGUUCUUGUCCGUUGGAGUAGGUUGCAAGAGGUUGUCGCCCAGAGAGUUCCCAACGCCUGGGUGGAGAACACGCUCUUCGAAGGCAAGGAUGGCAAGCCGGUAGACAACAUCCAGAUUGGAACACUCGCUGCCGGGAUUCCUUCAAUGGGCGCUGUGAAACUCGCAGAGUAUAACCUUCCAGCAGAUGGGACAGGGGCGGGAGCUCAUAUCGACACUACCCUCAUCCUUCCUUGUGAAGGUGAAACAGUCCUGACAUGGUUCCGCAAAGCAAGGGCUAUUAUGGAGGAGCAAGGAGUUGAUCCUUUUAUUGGCUGCCAUGUCUUCUCAAAAUACAUCUUGUUUGUUCAAGAAUAUGUUUUUGACAAGUCUAAUAAGAAGGCGCGUGAAGGUGGCCGCAGGGUGGUCAAGGCCUUGCUUGCUGAGGCAGAAUUAAAUGGAUUCGCCAAUUAUAGAUCUCAUGUUCAGCACAUGGAUGCUGUCCAGAACUUUUAUUCGUACAAUGGUCACAUCUAUAGGAGAUUCGUCGAGACUUUAAAGGCUGCCGUAGACCCGAAUGGAAUUCUGUCACCUGUUCAUCUACCACCUCGUGGGGUCUGA